AUGUGCCAAACUAAUGAGCACAAGUUACGUAACUGUCCACAAUUCCUCAACAAAACACCUGCUGAUAGAAUCGAUUUUUUGAAAAGCAAAAAAUGGUGCCUGAACUGUCUUAGUACUGGACAUACCGUGUCAAGAUGCACAAACCCAUUUAAUUGUAUCAAGUGUCACUCGCGACACAACACGCUCCUUCAUAUUGAGACAGCUCAAACAAAGGCAACGACACUUGGGACCUCUUCAGAUUCUGCGACUAAUUCUGCAUCAACAUCCAAUCAGGCCCAAGCCAAACGCAAUUCAACAAAAUCAAACAAGCAUACAAGCAAAAACGUGAAGUCUUGCUAUGCGAAUACAAACACAGGUGUGUUAUUAGGGACAGCACGCGUCAACAUAUAUCUCAAUGGUACGAACUAUUCCGCUAGAGCACUUAUUGAUUCUGGUUCAGAGUGUUCUUUCAUUACUGAAAGACUAAAACGCAGAAUUCACUUGCCGUCAAUGCGUAUGCAUGCCCAAGUUUCGGGCAUCACUAAUACAACUACGGCGCAGGUUAAAGAAGCGUGCAACAUCGAAUUGCGGUCUCCUGUUGACCCGUUGUUCCGCUUAAAUACCUCUGUGCUCGUGCUAGCACAACUGACUGGAAAUCUUCCUACUUGCCACAUGAGUGCAGUGACUAAGCAAGCAUUUCCAGAUCUAAUUCUAGCGGAUAAACGAUUUUUAGUCAAUGAACCCGUAGACCUUGUUCUGGGUGGCGACAUAUAUCCACAAAUUAUUCUGAGCGGGCUUAAGAAAAACAUAUUAAACACACUUCUGGCCCAAGAAACAGUAUUUGGCUGGAUAAUAACAGGGCGAACUGAUACCUCGAAUCCAGGAACGAAUAUCGUCUCAUACUACAGCGAAGUUAGUCUGGACAAGCAACUGAGUGCCUUUUGGGAGCUUGAGGAGAUUCCAAAGAACAAGAGCCUUAAUGAAGACGACAAGUACUGCGAGGAGCUGUAUCAGAAAACAACCAUACGAAAUAAUGAAGGAAAAUACAUCGUGUCACUACCAUUUAGGAAAGAUUUUCCAGGAAAUAUUUCCCUAGGCCCAUCCCUUAAAAGAGCAUGUUCUCAAUUUUACCGGAAUGAGACACGGCUGGCCAAGGAUCCCGUCCUGCAAAAGGAAUACAAUAGGGUUCUAGCGGAAUAUGAAACGCUUGGGCAUAUGUCGAAAAUAACAAAUCCCAUACCCGCAGACUCGUCUGAUAAUUAUUUUCUGCCGCACCACGCUGUUAUAAAGGCAGAAAGUACUUCAACGAAAGUACGCGUGGUGUUCAAUGCCUCAAGCCCAACGGCGAAUGGCAACAGCCUAAAUGUCGUACUUUUCCCAGGACCAGUACUUCAGGCAGAUCUUCCGAUAUUAAUACUCCGUUGGAGACUAUACAAAUAUGUGUUCAACAGUGACAUCGAGAAGAUGUAUAGGCAAAUUAUGGUACAUAACAACCAUACUAAGUAUCAGAGGAUUAUUUUUCGCACUAACCCGAAUGACCCGAUCAGUCUGUACGAAUUAAAGACUGUCACGUUCGGCAUCAAUUGUGCUCCUUAUCUGGCUAUAAGGACACUUUUACAAUUAGCUGACGAUGUGCAAAGCUCCCAUCCAAUAGCAUCUAACAUACUACGAAAAUGCAUGUAUGUCGACGAUGUAUUGUCUGGUGGACACACUAUCGAUUCAGCAAUAAAAGCCAGAGAUGAGAUAUCGGAAGUGUUGCAAUCAGCCGGUUUUCCACUUCGAAAGUGGACAGCCAAUAGCGAGCAAAUACUUAAUGGCAUACCAAAAACAGAUCUACUUAGCGAAGAUUUUUUGGCAUUUGAAGAUACCAGCGCAGUCAAGGCUCUUGGAAUAAGAUGGAAUGCCCAUACGGAUCUUUUCUAUUUUAUAGCAAGGCCAUUGGAGAAAAGCGAUGCUGUUACGAAAAGAGCGAUACUAUCUGCCAUUGCUAAACUCUUCGAUCCGCUCGGGUGGCUUGCGCCUAUCAUAAUCGUAGCCAAAAUCCUUAUGCAAAAUAUUUGGCUGGAAGGCACAGAUUGGGAUGAGACUGUGUCUUCGACCACUCUAGACCGAUGGCAGAAUUUUACCCAACAUUAUAACGAAAUUGAUAAGGUUCGUAUACCGCGAUGGGUUGUCCCGUCUAAUAGUGUGCUUUAUUCACCAAGUCUCUUUGCAUGGGGAAAAUCAACUCAUGCUUCGCCUUAUCCGAACUCAGUAUUGGAUCCCCAGAGUUAA
Rhagoletis pomonella (apple maggot) is the source of this 2253-nucleotide messenger RNA. RefSeq lists its product as uncharacterized. The transcript has 2 exons. NCBI's taxonomy places the organism in Eukaryota, Metazoa, Arthropoda, Insecta, Diptera, Tephritidae. The record is from RefSeq and is a predicted model, not a curated record. Bases 1 to 2253 code for a protein of 750 amino acids.